AUGGCGACAACCACGUACCAGAACCCCAUAGUGCCGGGAUUUGCCCCUGAUCCGUCUGUGCUGUUCGUGGAUGGCGUUUUCUACCUCUGCACCUCGUCCUUCCACAUCUUCCCGGGCCUACCCAUCUAUGCUUCUCGGGACCUCAAGGAAUGGACACAUAUUGGCAAUGCCUUCAAUAGGAUCGAGCAGAUGAGCCUGAAGGAUGCGACGACGAACAAGUCCACGCUGGAUACUGGCAAGAUUAUUGUCGCCUCGGGUGGCCUGUUCGCUCCCUCGAUCCGAUACCACAACAAAACAUUCUAUAUCAUCUGCACAAAUGCUGCUAUUACGGCCGCCAGUUUUAGGACAGACAACUUCAUUGUGACAUCUACCGAUCCUCUCAAGGGCGAAUGGAGCGACCCUAUCUAUAUCCCAUUUAUGGGCAUCGACCCUGACCUAUUUUUCGACGACGACGGAAAGGUCUACUUUCAGGGAGCCCACUACUUCCAGAAGACACAGCCCACCUCUGUUAUUCCGCAGUUUGAGCUAGAUAUCAAGACUGGCAAGCAUCUCUCCGAGACCAAGACCAUCUGGGGUGGACAUGCCAAGUACGAUACGGAAGCGCCACAUAUAUACAAGCGCGGCAAGACGUACUACCUCAUGGUGGCAGAAGGCGGCACUUUUGAGCACCAUAUGCUGUGCAUUGGACGCUCCGACAAUAUCUGGGGCCCCUACGAAGAUAACAAGCAGAACCCGAUCCUAACGGCUGACGGCACUGAGGAGUACAUCCAGAAUAGUGGGCACGGCGAUAUCUUCCAGGAUGGUGAUGACAACUGGUGGGCAGCUGGUCUUGCGGUGCGCAACGAGAAUGCCAAUAGCAAGGACACCUUCCUGGCUCCCCUGGGACGUGAGAGCUUUCUAUCGCCGGUUGAGUGGCCCGAGGGUGGAUGGCCCAAGGCGCAGCGAUUCAAGAUGGAAUUUUCCGCCACAUCGAUUAACCCUACCGGCGGUGCUCCGUUUACCGCACCUCCACGGGUUGAAGACUGCUACAUAAGGACUCCUGACCUGAGCAAGUACCAAAUUUCCGAGCAAGAUGGUGGGGAAAUCGGCCUGUUCCCGAGCACCACGAACCUCGAUGCACCUAACGGCACCAGCACCUUCAUUGGCCAGCGACAGCGGUCGCCGACUUCCGUUGCCACCGCAAAUCUCGAUAUUUCAAGCGUACAGAGCGGUGCCGAGGCAGGCCUGACCAUGUACAAAGACCAUCUGCGGCAUGUGUCGUUGGUCUACGCGGCGGACAGCGGCAGAGUGUCCUGCCGCUUGAGAUCUGUCGAGGAUCUGGAGACAGUGGGAGGGGAGCUUGCCGUUGAGGGAUCCAAGUCGGUCGAGCUGCGAAUCACAGCCCACCCUACGAAGUGGUCCCUAUCCGCUCGAGUCGGCGAGGGCAACUGGCACGAGUUUGGAGACGUGCCCUCUUUCCGAUUGUCGGUGCGCGAAAUGACUGGCCCGAUCUACGGAGUGUUUGCCCAUGCGGUAACAGCCCAUGCGGUAACAGCCCAGGCUGAUGCCAGCAGCGCUAUGAAGUUUGUUGAAUUCAAUUGCGGCAUCUUGGGCGACUCCCGGGACCGAAGCAAGCUGGCAGACGAGGCGUUCGCUCAGCCUAUCCCCGCUGAUUUGCUCGAGGAUCUGACCUUGAAAUACAAGCUGCAACCAGAAUUUGAAAGGAAAUUCCCUAACUUCCGCACGGCCGUGUCUGCUCGGGGGCCUAAGACGUGGGAACAGGCUUUUGGAAAAAGAGUUUUCGCUGAUGAGUUGCUCAUGGUGCGGGCAUAUGCCAACUUCUUGGGUAAGGUGGCCAAGGCUGGCAAGAAGGAGUAUCCGCUUCCCAUGUUUGCCAACAUUUGGCUGAACACCGAUAGUGAGUCUAUAUUCGAUGGCGAUGAUCUCCCAGCGGCUUUUGGCAAAUCUAUGAUGGUUGGAGGAGGCACAAAGCCUCGUGUAUUUCCUUCUGGAGGUCCCUGCCCUCACACUAUGGAUAUCUACCGAUUCUGUGCCACAGAUUUGGACAUGCUGACGCCGGCAGCAAGAACCAUGGUUGCAGAAUGUGCAGUGUAUGCGAUUGAGGAGCCGGAGGAGCUAUUUUGA
Messenger RNA from Fusarium falciforme, 2124 nucleotides. Its product is annotated as GH43-C2 domain-containing protein. Gene Ontology annotation, molecular function: hydrolase activity, hydrolyzing O-glycosyl compounds. The coding region runs from base 1 to 2124 and encodes 707 amino acids. The record is from RefSeq and is a predicted model, not a curated record. The transcript is spliced from 3 exons. Gene Ontology annotation, biological process: carbohydrate metabolic process. Lineage: Eukaryota; Fungi; Ascomycota; Sordariomycetes; Hypocreales; Nectriaceae.